AUAAAGCCCAGCUGCACACCAGAAGCAUCGUAAACACAGUAGAGUCCUCCAUCCACACUGAGCUCCUCAUCAGCACCACUAGAGCAACUUCUGGAUCGAUUCACUGUUUCUCUGCGCGUGUGACAGCCUGAAAGGAUGGCAUUGUCUUGGUUCCUGUUGAGUUUCCUCUUCCGUUCCCUGUACGCCCACAAUGAUUUCUUCACUUCUAUAGGCCAGAUGACAGACCUACUGUACACAGAGAAGGACCUGGUAAAAUCACUAAAAGAAUACAUUAGACAAGAGGAAAACAGACUAGAGCAGGUCAAAGAGUGGGCAGACAAACUGGACUCACUGACGAACACAGCCACGCAGGACCCAGAGGGAUUCCUGGGGCACCCGGUCAAUGCAUUCAAACUGAUGAAAAGACUCAACAGUGAGUGGGCCGACCUGGAGACCCUGGUGCUGAAAGAUACCACCAAUGGGUUUAUCUCUAAUCUGACUGUCCAGAGACAGUUUUUCCCAACAGACGAGGACCAGACAGGAGCAGCCAAAGCUUUGCUCAGAUUACAGGACACAUACCAGCUGUCUGCCAACACCAUCUCUAAUGGAGACCUGCCUGGUGUUGUGCACAAGAGCCGGAUGACGGUGGCAGACUGCUAUGAGCUGGGGAAGAUUGCAUACUCUGAGACAGAUUACUAUCACACAGAGCUCUGGAUGGCUCAGGCCCUCACACAGCUGGAUGAAGGCGAGGAAUCCACCAUAGACAAGGUCACAGUUUUGGACUACCUCAGUUAUGCCAUCUACAAGCAGGAUGAACUAGAGCGAGCCCUCGAGCUCACCAAGAGGAUGCUGAAGCUGGACCCAGAUCACCACAGGGCCAAUGGGAACCUAAAGUACUUUGAGUUCCAGCUGGAGAAGCAGAGAAAGGCAGAGGCUGAGAAUAAGGAAGUGGAAGAUAAAAAAAGAGAGAAGAAAGUGCUGGACAAACAUGACACUGAGAGCAAACGGUCCAAAGACCCUCUGCCAGAGAGAAAGAAAUAUGAAAUGCUGUGCAGAGGGGAGGGAGUAAAACUGACCCCACGCAGACAAAGCCGCCUGUUUUGCCGUUACUAUGAUAACAACCAUAAUCCACUGUUGCUUUUGGCUCCAGUGAAGCAGGAAGAUGAGUGGGAUCGCCCACGUAUUGUCCGUUAUCAUGACAUCAUCUCUGACAGUGAGAUCGAGACAGUGAAGGAGAUGGCAAAACCCAGACUCCGUAGGGCUACUAUAUCCAAUCCCAUCACGGGCGUGCUCGAGACCGCCCCCUACAGGAUCAGUAAGAGUGCUUGGCUGUCUGGAUAUGAGCAUUCUACAAUUGAAAGGAUUAACCAGCGUAUCGAGGAUGUAACAGGCCUGGAAAUGGACACAGCAGAAGAGCUGCAGGUUGCAAAUUAUGGAGUUGGUGGUCAGUACGAACCUCAUUUUGACUUUGGAAGGAAAGAUGAACCAGAUGCCUUUAAAGAACUGGGAACAGGAAACAGAAUUGCAACUUGGCUCUUUUAUAUGAGUGACGUGUCAGCAGGGGGCGCUACAGUCUUCCCUGAUGUAGGCGCAGCAGUGUGGCCUAAAAAGGGUACAGCAGUAUUCUGGUAUAACCUUUUUGCCAGUGGAGAAGGAGAUUACAGCACAAGACAUGCUGCCUGUCCAGUAUUAGUGGGAAACAAAUGGGUAUCAAACAAAUGGAUACAUGAACGAGGUCAAGAAUUCAGACGACCCUGUGCAGUGUCCGAGAUGGAAUGAUCACUUCUUUUCUUAUUUCCUGUUCAGUGUCAGUUUUAGUCAAUAUGAUGUGUGUUUGUACAAGGAGUGAAUGACUAUGCUUCAAUCUAUGCAUUUAUUUUAUUGUUCCCUUUUACUCAAAUAAUAGACCUAGGAAUGCUGUGAGGUUUCUGGGCAGGAUAUUCCCUGACUGUAGAAACUAUGAAUAUGCAUAGAUCCAAUCAAAUAUUUUAUUUUAGUUAUUUAUUUAGGGUUAAAUUUGAACUCCAUAUGUUUCAUUUGCUCUUCCUGACAUGUCUUAAACUCCAACAGACCUCUAAGUCUUUCAUUUAAACCACUGAACACUCCAUAAACCUUAAUAUAAAUGUUAAAGAAAACACGGCACAGUGCAAGCCCAACUUUUUAGACCAGAAAAUAAAAGGAAAAUAA
Messenger RNA from Rhinichthys klamathensis goyatoka, 2166 nucleotides. It is a transcript of the gene p4ha1b, whose product is annotated as prolyl 4-hydroxylase, alpha polypeptide I b. NCBI's taxonomy places the organism in Eukaryota, Metazoa, Chordata, Actinopteri, Cypriniformes, Leuciscidae. The transcript has 15 exons. The record is from RefSeq and is a predicted model, not a curated record. Gene Ontology annotation, biological process: peptidyl-proline hydroxylation to 4-hydroxy-L-proline. Gene Ontology annotation, cellular component: endoplasmic reticulum. Gene Ontology annotation, molecular function: L-ascorbic acid binding; protein binding; iron ion binding. Bases 136 to 1758 code for a protein of 540 amino acids.